UGUGCGGUUGCAUCCCGAUACUAGUGUUGUAAAGAUGGCGGGGCCCACACGGAUUGAACUGUUUAUCGAGGAAAACUCGGUAGAAAGCGGCGCUCUGAAGGCGAUGCAGACCGUCAGACCGACCUGGAAGACUGAUGAGAUCAAGAUCAAGGUGUUCACUGAUGGCAUCACCAACAAACUGGUGGGAUGUUACCUGGAGGGGAAUAAGAGAGACAUGGUGCUGGUCAGGGUGUACGGCAACAAGACAGAACUACUGGUGGACAGGGUGGCAGAGAUAGAGAACAUGCAGAUUCUCCAUGCCAAUGGCUGUGCUCCAGAGCUGUAUGGUGUGUUCACGAAUGGCCUUUGCUAUGGCUACGUACAUGGGGUUGUGCUGGACACACAGCUCAUCAGGGACCCUAAAGUCUCCAGGUUGAACGGAAGAGAGAUGGCCAGAAUGCACCACAUCCAGCCAGCCAAUGGGAAGAUCCCCGAGCCUAGCCUCUUCAUUAAAAUGUCCAAAUACUUCACCCUCAUUCCAGAGAGUUUCCCUGAUGCUGAGAAAAACCAAAGGUACCAGCAGGAGAUCCCCAGCACUUCCCAGCUGCAGCAGGAGAUGGAGAGUCUCAAGGGGGCGCUGCUGCCACUCAACUCACCUGUCGUCUUCUGUCAUAAUGACCUGCUCUGUAAAAACAUUGUCUACACAGAGGCUGAAGACAAGGUGACCUUCAUAGACUACGAGUAUGCCAGCUACAACUUCCAGGCCUACGACAUUGCCAACCACUUCGAUGAAUUUGCAGGUGUAGAUGAGGUUGACUACAGCCUGUACCCAGACAGGGAGUUCCAGCUCACCUGGCUCAGGAGUUACCUGCAAUACUUCCACGCAGACCGGCCAGAGCCAGUCACGGACAGGGAGGUGGAGAUAUUGUAUGUCCAGGUCAACAAGUUUGCCUUGGCUGCUCAUUUCUUCUGGGGACUGUGGGCACUCAUCCAAGCCAGGUUCUCCGCCAUUGACUUCGACUUCCUGGACUAUGGCAUCCUACGGUUUAAUGAGUAUCUCAAGAGGAAGGACGAGUUCUUGGCAUUACAACUUCCUGAGUGAAGAUCGUUAUGUCUCGAGUGAAGAUUAUCUUGACCAGAAUGUCCUCCCACCAUGUUGUACAUAUUGCUGUAAUUCUUUAUUUU
Molecule: messenger RNA, 1164 nt
Organism: Branchiostoma belcheri (Belcher's lancelet)
Lineage: Eukaryota; Metazoa; Chordata; Leptocardii; Amphioxiformes; Branchiostomatidae
Product: ethanolamine kinase 1-like
Exons: 9
Coding region: 35-1081 (348 amino acids)
Biological process (GO): phosphatidylethanolamine biosynthetic process
Cellular component (GO): cytoplasm
Molecular function (GO): ethanolamine kinase activity
Source: RefSeq, a predicted model, not a curated record